Messenger RNA from Vicia villosa (hairy vetch), 1056 nucleotides. Its product is annotated as nifU-like protein 2, chloroplastic. Gene Ontology annotation, cellular component: chloroplast stroma; mitochondrion. The transcript is spliced from 4 exons. The record is from RefSeq and is a predicted model, not a curated record. Gene Ontology annotation, molecular function: iron-sulfur cluster binding; iron ion binding. Gene Ontology annotation, biological process: iron-sulfur cluster assembly. The coding region runs from base 127 to 813 and encodes 228 amino acids. NCBI's taxonomy places the organism in Eukaryota, Viridiplantae, Streptophyta, Magnoliopsida, Fabales, Fabaceae.
UUUGCUGCGAAUUGCGAUGGUGUUUGGGUGGUGAGAGAAGAACAAAACAAAACAAAACAAACAAAGAAGAACAAUUUCGAACAUCGAUUGAUUGAAGCUUUGUUAGGUCAAAACAACAACACACCGAUGCAAGGUGUGGUGCUCAAUACACAAUCUUACUGCAGAACCCUUCAAUCUUCUCCGUCCCCUUCUUCCUCCACCACCGAAAAGGGUACAGGGUUUUUCGGUAAGCAUGUUCUUUUCAGGAGGAAGAACAAUAACUCUCUGCGUCCUUGCGUUUGGUUUCAUUCACCGCACUCUACACGUCCAUUUGCUAUAAAGGCGGUUGCCACUCCAGAUCCAGCUAUAGAAUUGCCAUUAACCGCUGAAAAUGUAGAAAGUGUGCUCGAUGAAAUUCGACCGUAUCUUAUUUCAGACGGUGGAAAUGUUGCUCUACAUGAAAUCGAUGGCAAUGUUGUACGGUUGAAGUUACAAGGUGCUUGUGGAUCGUGUCCGAGUUCUGUUACGACAAUGAAAUUGGGCAUUGAACGGAGAUUAAUGGAAAAGAUCCCUGAAAUAGUCGCAGUUGAGCCGAUAUCUGACGAAGAAACCGGUCUUGAGCUAAAUGAUGAAAACGUUGAAAAGGUGUUAGAGGAAAUAAGGCCAUACCUGGUUGGGGCUGCUGGUGGAUCUCUUGAAUUGGUAGCCAUUGAGGAGCCAAUUGUAAAGGUUCGAAUCACAGGUCCAGCUGCUGGUGUCAUAACUGUGCGUGUUGCUGUUACACAGAAAUUGCGAGAAAAAAUACCUGCUAUAGCAGCAGUUCAGCUGUUAUGAUGAUAUUUUGGUACAAAACGAAGCGUGAAGAUAAAAUUAUAUGGCAUUCUUGUAAAAUCUUUCAUGAAACACUAAUGGGAAUAAAGUAUUACAUUACAUGGGAUGUAUAGUAGAUUUAAUAUAAUGCUUUCACAUUGGAAGAAGACUUCCAUUACUAUUAUACAGUCAAACUACUGUUUGUGAAUUUUUAGAAUAGCUACCUGUUCUACAUUGAGUUUAAGAAAUAGUACCUAUUGAAAUUCA